AUGUGCCACAAUGAAAGCUUCUUCGCUACUGAUCAGUUCUACGCGAGCGCUCUCCACGUGCUCACCGCCAUCGAAAUUCCCGUUCAUACCUUCGGCGCGUUCAUCAUUGUGGCGCGUACUCCGAAAAAGAUGUCGACUGUCAAACGGAGCAUGUUGGUGCUCCACUUUGUCGGCGCCUUCGUCGACUUGUACCUCAGCUUCAUCGCCACUCCCGUCCUCACUCUUCCAGUCUGCGCCGGUUAUCCAUUGGGAUUUGGCCUGGUUUUAGGCAUCCCGACCGCUGUUUUAGUCUAUUCAGGAAUUAGUUUCGUUGGAGGUAAACCUCUCAACAUACUUUGCGAGAUAGCUUCAACGCUCUCAAUUCAGUGAUGGGAGUUUCCAUUCUUGUCUUCUUCGAGGAUCGCUACCAUCGUUUGGCUAAUCGCCAUGGAUCAAAUGGAACGAGAAACUGGAGACGGAAAAUCUACAUUAUCUUUCAUUACAUUUUAUCCCUAGUAUUCAUCCUCCCUGGCUAUCAGACGAUCCCCGAGCAAACUAUGGCCCGCAUAGCUGCUCAGCAGGUGAGUUUAGAGCUCGUUGCAAACAGAAAUCAGAAGUCAGAAAUCAAAAAACGUUCCAGAUAAUUCCGUGCCUGCCCGCCGACGUGCUAACCCGUCCCGGCUUCUUCGUCCUCACCAUUGACAACACAAUCCCGUGCCUCUGCAUUCUGUUCCUCGUCGUUUUCGUCGUGCUCCAAAUCUUCUACUUUGUCAUUUCUAUCUCAAUGGUCCUUUUCCGGACGGUUGCCAAGUCAGAAGUGACUAAUCGUCUUCAAAGAAAGUUCUUCGUCGCUCUGUGCCUUCAAGUAUUCGUGCCCAUUGUUGUUCUACUCGGCCCCGUUCUCUACGUGGCACUCGCCAUUUGGUUCGACUAUUUUAAUCAGGGUGAGUGAACGUUAAUGUGAUCCGACUCAAUGUUCCUUUCAGCCGGGACCAACAUAGCUCUCGUCGUGAUGGCGCUACACGGAGUCGUCUCCACCGCCACCAUGCUUUUCGUGCACAAACCCUACCGAGACGCCGCUCUCCUCAUGCUCCGUUUGACCUCCAAAGGAACUGUCCACGACUCGGUGCUUGUUGGAAGGACCAUCGGCGCACAAUCGCUAGUGCUUUAG
Caenorhabditis sp. 36 PRJEB53466 is the source of this 1150-nucleotide messenger RNA. The record is from the annotation of a GenBank genome assembly. NCBI's taxonomy places the organism in Eukaryota, Metazoa, Nematoda, Chromadorea, Rhabditida, Rhabditidae.